GUGAAAUCUUCCUUAAGUUUCACUCAAACAAAUAACUAGUAAAUAAAGAUAGUCUGAACAAGCAGGGAGACUAUUUCAGGAAAGGAAAUUAAAUUCUUUCUGAUUUCAUAAUCAAUAAGAUGAAUAGUAAAUAAUUCUUGAAAAAUUCUUUCUAGGAAUUUUGAUUCACAAAAAAAGGGGAGAAGUGAAUUUUGGACUGAGGUAGGACUGUUAUGCUGGAAGAUGACCUUGUGGUGUGUGUGACAGUCUGUGUGAGCAGAGAGGUGUGUUGAAGCCUUUCCAGGAACAACAGACUGUCAUCAGGGAACAAUCUCAUUGUGAAUGUACUUUCUUUCACAAAUACAAAUACAAGACCUCUGGACAAGGCUUGAGAACCUGCUGUAAGUAUGUGCUGUGCCAGGGAGUAAAUAUCAAUGAAUCAUCAACCAGGAGCUAAUGCCCAGGUUCCUUUUCAAGAAAGUUAAAACAACACGUUUUCAUGGAGAAAUGGAAUCAGAGCUCAAGUGACUUCAUUUUGUUAGGGUUGUUUCCAGAAAAUCAAACAGGCCUUCUGCUUUUGCUGCUCAUCAUCUUUGUCUUCUUUCUGGCCUUCUUUGGCAACUCAACAAUGAUCCACCUCAUUCGUGUGGAUCCCAGGCUCCACAGCCCCAUGUACAUUCUCCUCAGUCAGCUCUCUCUCAUGGACCUGAUGUAUAUUUCUUCUACUGUUCCCAAGAUGGCUUUUAAUUUCCUCUCUGGUCAGAAAAGCAUUACCUUCCUGGGCUGUGGAGUGCAAUCAUUCUUUUUCCUGACUAUGGCGUGUUCUGAGGGCUUGCUUCUGGCCUCCAUGGCCUAUGACCGUUUUGUGGCCAUCUGCCACCCUCUUCAUUAUCCCACUCGCAUGAGCAAAAUGAUGUGUCUGAAGAUGAUCAUAGGAUCCUGGAUACUGGGCUCAAUCAACUCUUUAGCCCAUACAGUCUAUGCUCUUCAUAUUCCUUACUGCCAUUCUCGGUCCAUUAACCAUUUCUUCUGUGAUGUCCCUGCCAUGUUGCCCCUGGCCUGUAUGGACACUUGGGUUUAUGAGUACAUGGUAUUUGUGAGCACAAGUCUGUUUCUCCUGUGUCCUUUCCUUGGCAUCACAGCUUCCUAUGGACGGGUCCUUUUUGCUGUCUUCCAUAUGCGCUCAAAAGAGGGAAAGAAAAAGGCCUUCACUACGUGUUCAACUCACUUAACUGUGGUGACAUUUUACUAUGCACCCUUUGUCUAUACUUACCUUCGACCUAGGAGUCUCCGUUCCCCGACAGAAGAUAAGAUUCUGGCUGUCUUCUACACUAUCCUCACCCCCAUGCUCAACCCCAUCAUCUACAGCCUGAGGAAUAAGGAGGUCCUGGGGGCCAUGACAAGAGUCUUUGGGACAUUCUCUUCCACAAAAACUUGAUCAUUUCUUCUCUACUCAUCUUUCAGUUUCCCUGGAGAAUGUCAUAGAGCAGUGCUGUCUAUUAGAAAUGUAAUGUGUGCCACACACAUGUCAUACCUUUCUGGUGAUUCAUUACUUUCUAAGAUUAAAUAAUACAUUCAUUACUAUAUACUAUUACAAUUUCCACAUGUUUAUUUAAUUUGUAAUGCUAUAGUCAAUAAUAUAAGCAGUAAAUAUUAACAACAAAUUGCUAUACUAUUAGCACAUGGUGCACAUAUACUAUGAGUACAAAGAUACUUCUGUGUGAUACUAUUUAUGCCAAAGUUGACAAGUUAUUUCUAAAAAAUUGACAUCAAAUUAUUUCUUUGCUCAUACAAUUUGCUUUCAUUCUUCAAAAUCUUUUGUGUGUUGCACAUUUACAACCUAUUAGAGUUGGGACUACAUACAUUUCAAGUGACCAAUACUCCCAUGGGAAACUGUGUUAAAAUUGGAGCAACAGCUGGGCAGAAGUGGUGCAUGCCUUUAAUCCUGGCACCAGGAGGCAAAGG
Peromyscus maniculatus bairdii (prairie deer mouse) is the source of this 1944-nucleotide messenger RNA. RefSeq names its product olfactory receptor 2L13-like. Gene Ontology annotation, cellular component: membrane. Gene Ontology annotation, molecular function: olfactory receptor activity; G protein-coupled receptor activity. NCBI's taxonomy places the organism in Eukaryota, Metazoa, Chordata, Mammalia, Rodentia, Cricetidae. Gene Ontology annotation, biological process: G protein-coupled receptor signaling pathway. The record is from RefSeq and is a predicted model, not a curated record.